GCUAGAUAUUAAGUCGUAGCUGGUAUAUACCGAACGGACUUGCGACGAUUUGGAACUGUCCUCAUCCCCCACCCAAGCUUCGAAAGAGACAUUCACAAUGGCCGCCAACGUUUCCAGCGACCUCAUCUGGCAGCUCACCCGCACCCAGAAUGCUUAUCUGGUCAAGCGUAACAGCGGCGGUGGUUCUCAGUUCUCCCGUGACCCCCUGAACCUGCAGAACAAGCACUCUUUCAAGUACGCCGGCUAUGCCAACACCAAGGCGGUUGGUGUCCAGGCCACCGAGAACGGCGGUGUUGCUGUCAUCACCAAGAAGCCCAGCAACCCCCAGCAGCCUGCCAAGAACGUCGUUACCGUGACCUACGGCCCUAACGCCUCCACCCGCAAGAUCUACAAGGGUGUUGCCGACAAGACUGCCAAGAACGGUUACCGUGCUGAUGUCCGUGAGGACGCCGUCGCCCGUGUCAGCGCCGUCCGUCGCUCCCAGAAGGCCAAGAAGGAGACUCCCGCCCAGAAGCCCCGUGGUGCUAAGGCCAGAAAGGCCGAGGAGAAGUCGGAGUAAAUGCCAACUAUCUCUUUUCCGGGAAGGGCCAGGAGGCAUGAUGUCAUGAGAGCUGGUCGGAAUGAUCGACCAGAAAAGCGCCGUGCUGGCCAAGGGCGGUAACAUCUAUGUAAUUUAGCAAUACUGCUACCAGGGGGGCAUUGUUCUCCGGCCAGGCCAUUCAGAAUGGAAACCAAAAAAAAUCUUGGGAAAUUCAACAACAACAAAAUGAAUGGGGAAA
Aspergillus costaricaensis CBS 115574 is the source of this 779-nucleotide messenger RNA. Its product is annotated as 60S ribosomal protein L28. Gene Ontology annotation, molecular function: structural constituent of ribosome. The transcript has 5 exons. Bases 98 to 559 code for a protein of 153 amino acids. The record is from RefSeq and is a predicted model, not a curated record. Gene Ontology annotation, cellular component: ribosome; cytosolic large ribosomal subunit. Gene Ontology annotation, biological process: translation. NCBI's taxonomy places the organism in Eukaryota, Fungi, Ascomycota, Eurotiomycetes, Eurotiales, Aspergillaceae.